AUGAGGCGACCUGUCGCUGCUCCUCUGCUGAUGCGACAGCCGGCCCGUCUCCUCGCCACACACGCUGCCAGCAACACCAAGAAGCCAUGUGCAGACUACAUCUCCCUCUCGCACCCGGACGGAGACGCAUCUCGCGGCUCAAAGAUCGCAGACACCCUCGACCGCUUCUCCCACUCUGUCCUCGCCACCUACUCCCGUCCCCAACUCAUUUUUACCCGCGGCAACGGUCUCGACCUUUAUGCUGCCGCUGAUCCCAACACAAACGCCGGCCACAACGAACGCAAGUACCUCGAUUUCUCUUCCGGUAUCGCCGUCAACUCGUUGGGUCACGCCGAUCCCAAGAUCGCCGAGAUCGCCGCCGAGCAGAGCGCAAAGCUUGUGCACGCCAGCAACCUGUACCACAACGAAUGGUCGGGCGAGCUCGCCGAUCGCAUGGUCACCUUGACACAUCAGCUUGGCGGUCUCGGCUUCGAGAAGGGCUCCAAGCCCACCGAGAGCGGCACAGCCGGUCUCAAGGUGUUCUUGGCCAAUUCGGGCACAGAAGCCAACGAGGCUGCGCUCAAGUUUGCCCGUAAAGCGGCAAAGAACCACCCGGGCAAAGGCGGUGCUCAAAAGACCGGUCUGGUCAGCUUCACCAACGCCUUUCAUGGCAGGACCAUGGGUGCGCUCGCCAUGACGCCCAACCCCAAGUACCAGGCUCCGUUUGCCCCUCUGAUCGGGGACGUUCGUACCGGAACUUACAACGAUGUUGCCGGCGUCGAUUCGCUCGUCGACGAGACUACGGCGGGUGUGAUCGUCGAGCCGGUUCAGGGUGAGGGUGGUAUCUACCCUGCCUCGUUGGAAUUCUUGCAAGCGCUGAGGAAGAGGUGCGACGAGGUGGGUGCCAUGCUCAUCUACGACGAGAUCCAGUGCGGGCUCUUCCGCGCAGGUACGCUGUGGUGCCACAGCGACUACCCCACCUCGGCACACCCGGAUAUGGUGACCAUGGCCAAGCCCCUCGCCAAUGGCUUCCCCAUCGGUGCCGUCCUCAUCCGCGACAGCGUCGCCAACCUCAUCGCCGUCGGUGAUCACGGUACCACGUUCGGCGGCGGACCGCUUACCAGCCGCAUCGCGCACCACGUGCUCGGCCGGCUGUCGAGCAACGAGCUGGGCGAGUCGAUGAAGGAGUCUUCGCAGGCUCUGUUUGGUCGACUGAACAACUUGGUCGCCAUGUUCCCCGAUCUCUUGCUCAACGAUCCUGAAGGUGGUAAGCCGAGUCCGCGAGGCAAAGGUCUCAUCGUCGGUGUCAGUACCAAGGAUCCUUCGCACGCGGGUAAGGUUGUGCAGCUCGCUCGUCAGCGCGGGCUGCUCAUCCUGACCGCUGGAUCGGACACCAUCAGGAUCCUGCCCAGUUUGACCGUGACGAGGGAGCAGGUGGACAAGGCGGUGGAUAUCAUCGAAUCGUGCCUGCUGGUCGUGCGGGAUGAAGUGCAGCGAUCGUCGUCGUCUGCUUCCGCUUCCGCACACUCUUCCAGCAGUGCUGGUCAGCAGCAGGUUCGAGCGUUCUCUUCGUCCUCCCGAGCUUCCGCCGAUGCUACAGCUGCCAGCGCCGAAGACAUCCAAUCUGUCUACGCGCAAUUCGUCUCCCUCGGCCAAUCAUGGCCCAAAGACCCGCUGCGUCCGGACAUCAACUUUGGAGCUUCGAUCAUCAGCGCAGCUCAAACAGCCCUGCUCUCCCCCCAAUCUCAGGCAUCUCUGCAUCCGGAACAGGUCCACGCCAAGCAACCCGGCGAUCCCCUCCCGACCCCGCUGCCGGGGACGAAGAGCCUCACGGUGGACGAGGUCGAGUACGCCAAGAGGAGUCUGGAGCUGCUCAAGGAGCUGAAGGACGACAAGGUGAAAGGAAGGUACGUGCUGGGCGAGGAGAUGAUGAGGCCCAAGAGCAUGCCAGAGUACUACGAGAGGUUGAAGAGGAGUAUCGAUCGGGCGGUGGGUGGUCAGAGCGUUAGUAUGGGGUGGGGGGAGUGGUUCAGGAGGUUUUUGGGGAGGGAGUGA
Pseudozyma hubeiensis SY62 is the source of this 2034-nucleotide messenger RNA. RefSeq lists its product as hypothetical. Gene Ontology annotation, cellular component: mitochondrial matrix. Gene Ontology annotation, molecular function: transaminase activity; identical protein binding; pyridoxal phosphate binding. Gene Ontology annotation, biological process: mitochondrial respiratory chain complex III assembly. Lineage: Eukaryota; Fungi; Basidiomycota; Ustilaginomycetes; Ustilaginales; Ustilaginaceae. Bases 1 to 2034 code for a protein of 677 amino acids. The record is from RefSeq and is a predicted model, not a curated record. The transcript has a single exon.